AUGGGAGAUGUUCCCAGCCUAAAGUUGCUGUUCAAAUCGAUAACAGCAAAGAAUUUCGUGGUGUCGGCCUUGGAAGCGGCGUUGGCACAUCUCGAGGCCCCAAUAUCGACAGAGAGAUCAGCGUCUCCCGACUUCAUGGACCAAGUCGAGCGCGUUGGGAUUUCGCUCGAUCUUCUCCUCGCGUGUCUUGCCCAUGGUAAACGGACCAAAUCACUCAAACAGUCCACAGUAACGACGUUGCUUCCAAGGUUUGAUGCUCUGAUAUCCGUUCUGUCAGCCUUCGUGGAAUGCUGCUUGAAUCUGCCUUCGAAUAUCCCCUUCUUGUUCUAUCCCGACGCGGCCAUCGGGCGAGCUUGCAAAGUCUUAUGCGUCCUGAUGAUCACGGACGAUGCGCUCGAACAAGCCGCUUACUCUUCCCCAAGCGCGAUCAGGCUCGUCUUGCGCCUUUGGUCCGCCAGGGUGCACAAUGGAGGAGUCUACGUGUCUUUCAGCGAUGCGAUUGACCCGAACGACGUUCUCAACCUCUAUCUUUCCGAUGAUCAUGGACAGGAUGUCUUGCUCCACUAUCUACUCUCAUCCCCUCGCCCAGUAAUUCGCAGCUUUACGCGGGCCCUCGUCCUUCGCGUCAAGCAUAUCGGAGAAUACGCGGUCGAAACCGAUUCAACCGAAUUCCCGGCGCCUGGUACGGAGAGACCGUGGCUUAAUUUCAGGAGUGGGGCGAAAACGCUGAUGUUACAGCCUGCGAUUUUUCCGUACCUGGCGAAGGAGGGAUUAAUCCAGGCAUGGGCUCGUUCACUUCUGGUCUCCGUCGGUUGUUCCAGAUCGCAUCUUGUGUUGGAUCAUUUCCUCGACCUUUUUAUGUUCGCAACCACGGUGAACAGAGGAAUCGCGCUCCGAGAAGUACUCUGCACACCUCUACUUCACGUUGUCUUCGAGUCCUUGGCGAGGUUUCGUCGAGGAGAUAAUCGCGUCGCCUUAUUCAAAGCCCAAUUCCUGGCGGAGAGGCUAGCCAAUAUCGUCUUCCAUCCCUGGCUAGUGGUCCCGUUUUGGGAGGCCCUCAACCCCAACCUACCCUCGCUGGCACCACUCGCCAGGAGGUCGCCCAUACGAGAAAAUUGGGACCAUCUGGUUAGGGCGGUUGUGCGCGCAGCCGACCAGACCCUCAUCGAGUUUGCUUCCAAGCAUGAAAUGACGCCUCAGCGUGAUAAAAGCAAUCCAGCCACAUCGAGAGGGAAAACGUGUUCGGCCUGUCAUUGGGUGAAUUACUGCUCGCAGGCAUGUCAGCGUGCAGACUGGGAUCGAAGACACAGGACAGAGUGUGCUUCAAUGCGCCGAUGUUACAUUGACGACAAGCUUGGGGGCGCACGCUAUACGUUCACGAUGCGCUACUUUCAAACCCAAUGUAUCAUGUCCGGUCCACCACCAGUAAUUGAUGAUCUCGAUGAGUCCCCAGUCUUGAUAGUCGACAAUACUCGGAACGAUACGACCUAUAGAAGUGUUUGCCUCCCCCUAGCCCACUACCGCGCAUACCGCCUGCGGACCCCAUACCCUGCGAUCGAAGCACGGGUCGAUGGUAUCGUCGACGAUUUUAUCGCCUCUAGAAAGCCCUCGAUGUUGAUCGAGGCCGGUUUCCUUCAUUCUUCGAAGACCACGAUCGCUCUACUUCUGCGUUUGGAACGGAUUGGACCCGAAGGCGUCGAGGGUGAUAGGAUUUGGGAUAUGUGGAAGGUAUGCGAUAGCAUCCCGAGAUUGGUAACCGGCGGAUGGGAAGGUUUAUUCCCUGCGUUUUAUGACAAGGCGCCGAUGGUAGUGCCGGGUCAGUACACGGAAGAGGAGUUGAAGGAGAGGGAGAAUCGAAUGAACAGCCUGCAUGAAGGACUCAGUGCUAUCGCCUUCCGUCCCAAUCAGGAGCCAACUGUGCUCAAUUAA
Molecule: messenger RNA, 1929 nt
Organism: Coprinopsis cinerea okayama7#130
Lineage: Eukaryota; Fungi; Basidiomycota; Agaricomycetes; Agaricales; Psathyrellaceae
Exons: 4
Coding region: 1-1929 (642 amino acids)
Source: RefSeq, a predicted model, not a curated record